Messenger RNA from Prunus armeniaca (apricot), 432 nucleotides. Lineage: Eukaryota; Viridiplantae; Streptophyta; Magnoliopsida; Rosales; Rosaceae. The record is from the annotation of a GenBank genome assembly.
AUGAUGAUACCCAAGACGAUUAAGGACAUCCAGAGCCUUACCAAGCGUGUCACAACCCUAACCAGAUUCAUCUUCAAGGCUACUGAUCGAUGUGCCCCAUUCUUCAAGGCACUUAAGGGUAGUAAACGAAGCAUUACCUGGACUGCCGAUUGUGACAAGGCAUUCAGCGAGCUCAAUGAGUAUAUGAGCCGGGCCCUUUUAUUGUCAACCCCUGAGCCUGGAGACAUCAUUAUGAUGUAUCUCUCUGUCUCGGCUGCAACGGUUAGCUCUGUGCUCAUCCGACCAAAGGAAAAUGUUGAGCACCCAGUGCAUUAUGUUAGCAAAGCGUUACAAGAUGCCAAGGUUCGGUACCCAGACAUUGAGAAGUUGGCCCACGCACUAGUAGUCUCGGCUCGACGCCUCCGACCAUACUUCCAAGCUCACACCAUCUAA